Molecule: messenger RNA, 2070 nt
Organism: Jaminaea rosea
Lineage: Eukaryota; Fungi; Basidiomycota; Exobasidiomycetes; Microstromatales
Product: P-loop containing nucleoside triphosphate hydrolase protein
Exons: 1
Coding region: 23-2029 (668 amino acids)
Molecular function (GO): ATP binding; nucleic acid binding
Source: RefSeq, a predicted model, not a curated record
CCUCACCACAUCACUCGCCACCAUGUCGACAGCAUUCCGCACCCUAUCGAUGGGUGUGGGCUCAUUCGACAAGAGCAAAUCGAGCUUUCAUGACGUCUUCAAGCCCACUGCUGCUGGGUCUUCCGCUCAGCCAUCAUCGUCCUCGAAGACAGAGAAGGCUGCGCAGUCUACUCCCAUCGCUGCUUCUUUGCCUGAUGAGCUCGACUUUUUCGCUCCCAAGGCCAAGAAAGAGGCCGCGAGCUCUGCAGAGGCUUCGUCGUCAACAGCCUCAGCCGUAACGGCAAAGAAGCGUAAACGUACCUCCGCCUCUUCCUCCAACGCUACCCCUCUCGACUCCACCACCCUCAAACCCUUCCUCCGCGCCCAUCGAAUCAACAUAACCUGCAGCAGUCCCGACUACCCCCUCCCCUUGGUAUCAUGGGACGAAGCAAUCACUCGCAGUACGGAUAUGCCCUCUUGGCUCAUCGACGAGCUCCAGGCAGAACGAGGCUGGGACCUCACACCCAUCCAGCGGGCUGCCCUACCCGUCGCGAUGAAUGGGCGCGAUCUCCUUGCAAUGGCGCCGACCGGCUCGGGAAAGACGCUCGCAUAUCUCGUUCCUCUGCUUCAUCGCACACUGAGAGGCGAUGGUAAGAAGGAAGGAGGACAUGGCCCUCGUGCGGUGAUCCUUUCGCCCACGCGAGAAUUGGCCACGCAGAUUUACGACGAGGCGAGGAGAUUGUUGAGGGCGAGGCCGGAGGAGGAGUUUGCCAGUGCGGGCAAGAAGGGGGGAAAGAAGAACAAGGUCAAGAUGGAGCAGACCGAGGGAGGACUUCGUGUCUCGCUCCUCACUGGUGGAGACCAGAUCCGGCCCAUCGCCGCAGCCGAAUCGGAAGGUGAACCAAAAGUAGCCCCUUCAACGUCGGGCGGUCGAGGGGCCUCCUUUGACCUGGUCAUUGCGACACCGCUCCGCCUGCUCCAAGCAACGGAGCAAGAAGGCUGGUCGCUCAGCAACGUAGUUGACGUCGUGCUCGACGAAGCGGACACUCUUCUCGGCUCCAGCUCUGCAUUUCUGCCGCAAGUCGACUCUCUCCUCUCCCUCUGCACCCGCUCCUCCGGCGUUCGCAAGUCAUUGUUUACUGCCACCCUCCCCUCUAGCGUCGAGACAUUGGCACGCUCCCUUCUUGCGCCGGAUCAUGUGCGCUUGAUCGUUGGGAGAAAGGACGCAAGCAGUGGGGACGUCGAGCAAUCACUGCGUUUCGUGGGGAGCGAGGAGGGCAAACUCCUCGAGUUGCGCAGUAUGGCCAAGUCCGGGGGUAUCACUCCUCCCACGCUGCUGUUUGUCCAGACAAUUGAGCGCGCCAAAGACUUGCUCUCCGAGCUGGCCUACGACGGGCUGAGAGUCGAUGCCAUCCACUCUGACCGCUCUAGGUCGGAACGCGAGGGGGUGCUGCGCUCCUUCAAGCAGGGCAAGGUUUGGCUCCUCAUCUGCACUGAGGUGAUGGCGCGUGGGCUGGACUUCAAGGGGGUGGAUCUAGUGAUCAACUAUGAUCUACCGACGAGUACCGAGAGCUAUGUGCAUCGAGUUGGGAGAACUGGUAGGGCAGGGAGAAGGGGACGUGCUGUGUCUUUCUUCACUAAAGAGGACGUGGGCGGGUUGAGGAGCAUUCUCAACUUAAUCAAGCAGAGCGUUGCGGGAAAUGAGGAGGAACUGCGCGGCUUGGUGCCCGCCUUCCUCCUCGAUGGAGGUGUUGAAGCCUUGGCGGCCAAGGCGAAGGGCGGUAGUGGGGCUGCUGCCAGCAAGAAGGCACGCAAGAAGCUCAAGACGCGACCCGUACAACGUCAGGCCAUUGCGGAGGCUAGUGGGAGCAGGAGGCUGGAGGAGGACAGGAAGGAGAGACGAGAGGGGAGACGUUUGCCUGAGAAGGUCAAGGAGAAGGAGAGGAGGGCUGCCGCGAGGGCACAGCGGGAGAAUGGUAAGCAGAGGAAGAAGGGCAAGCGAAGCGCCGCUGAUCAUGAGGAGGAAGCCAGCGACAGUGACGACGAGUAGUAAAGAGUGAAAAUGCAAUGCUAUUGUACAAGUGCAAGCAA